UGAGGAACUUUCGAGUUUGUUUAUCAUGAAACCCUCCAUCAGCUGAACAGACUAAUAACAAAAUGUCUUUUUCAGCGCACGAAAAUGGCGAUUCUAGGCAUUCUAUGCCUCGAUGUCUAUCUGACACCAGACUUGAUGAAGCCUUCAGUGCUCAUGGGCAAAGUGGACAUCGAUUUGUGCGCAAAACUUUCACUCGUCCGACAUAUUGCCAUCACUGUACGGACAUGCUUUGGGGUUUUACAAACCAAGGACUAAUUUGUGAAGUUUGUAAUUUUGUGAAUCAUGAUCGAUGUAUGCAACUUGUUACAACUCCAUGUAUUUCCAUUGCAACAUCAUUGGUGAAGGAGCCUGUUGCUCACAGUUGGAGUGGUCCAUCUUUCUUUCGGCGAAGGUUUUGUUGUGUUUGUAGAAAGAGACUUGAAGAUCAUGUAGCUUUUAGAUGUCAAGUUUGUGAAUAUUUUGUUCAUGAGGAGUGUAAAGAGUUUAGUGUUAGUGACUGCAAGAAGUGUGCUUCGUAUGUUCCUCACAUGAAAAAUUCUGUAAGGCAAGCUCACCAUUGGAGAGAAGGAAACAUACCACCCAGUGCAAAGUGUGCACACUGUAAACGAACUUGUGGAAGUGUGGAGUGUUUGACAAGUGUCAAAUGUAGCUGGUGUGGGCAGGCGGCCCAUAGUUCUUGUCAGUUUAUGUUACCUAAAGAAUGCGGAUUUGGUUAUCUUCAUAAGCUUUUGUUACCACCAUAUGCUGUUUCAAUGCCAAAUGUCACCUUGUGGAGUUCUUGUUCAGAAAGCAGAUGCAAACCUGCUACAUCAAGAGGUAUGCUGAAAGGUGGUGUUGACAAUGAUGAUGGUAUAGUCUCAGAUGACCCACUCCAUAACACAGACAUGAGCAGUUUAUCUUUUGAUGCAGAUGAAACUUAUUUAAAGAUAUAUGAUGGUGACAUAACGGAUCCAAAACUUUGUAAAAACAUAGUGAUUCCCAGGACAGCUCAAGUCAGCAAUGUUCUUGAAGAAGCUCUGAAAAAAUUCCACAUCACAGAUGAUCCCAGCAAUUAUUACCUUGCAAGAGCUGUGGAUGAAGAAAAUGAACGUGUCCUUGAUCCUGAAGAGAAGCCUCACCAGUUUACUGGUAGAAAUUCAUCCAAACCUUUAAUCUUUCUUCGCAUGAAGAGUGCAGAUCGACGGAAAGGAUAUAUAAGAGUUUACCCUGGAAUGAUAAAUGCGGCAGGAACAUUCAAGAUAAUCCCUGUGACUGCACAGACAACUGUUACAGAAGUGAUCAGUGCUGCUUUAGAAAAAUUUGGAUUAAAGGAUGCCAACGAGAAUGAUUUCUCUUUGACGGAAGUAAACUUAACUCAAGGAGUCCAUGAACGAAGAAUGGAACACGGUGACUGUCCAUGGAAGUCCUUGAUGGAUAUUAGAAAAAAGUCUGUAAGGAAAAUGAAACUCACAAGAUUCUACUUGAGGCGAAACUUAGAACCCUUGGGCAGUGUAUGUAUAUGCGUUGGUAGUCUCCCAGUUGGCCUCGACACGAGUAAAUACAAAACUUUGAUUGGCGACGUUCUAGGAGAAACCAUGGAAUUUUGUGAGGUGAAAAGUGUGUUUUCUAGUUAUGGUAUGGUGUUUGUGUUUUUUCCUGCUGCUGACACAGCAGCGGAUGCUGUGAAUAAAUUUAAAAGCUCCACCGUGGACAACAAAGAGCUGUUCGUGAGAGUCUUACCCAGCAUUCAUCCUGGACUGUUUCCCCCUGGAAGCCAACCUCUUCUAGUACUGGUAAACUCCAAAAGUGGUGGUGGUCAGGGGGCCGACAUGUUAGCAGCUUUCCAGCGGCUGCUCAACCCUUAUCAAGUGUACAGCCUCUUAGAGGGAGGCCCAUUAUUAGGAUUUUAUGCUUUCAGAUCUAUUCCUGAUUUUCGUGUCUUGAUCUGUGGUGGUGAUGGCACAGUUGGCUGGGUGCUGUCAUGUUUGGAUGAUGUUGUUCAAGAGAUGAAGUGUAAGCUACCUGCAUCAGCAGUUCUUCCUCUUGGCACUGGUAAUGAUCUCUCUCGUGUUCUCCAUUGGGGAGGUGGUUACUCUGGUGGCGAGAGUCCUGUAUCGCUUCUCAUGGCCGUUGAUCAGGCACACGAAGUGUUUCUUGAUAGAUGGUGUGUCAUGUUUGAUUCAGCGGACACUAACGACAGUGCGCUUGGCUCGAUGGGAGGAAGAGAAGACGAUCCUAGUAUUUUUACCAUGAAUAAUUACUUUGGCAUCGGAAUUGGAGCUGAGCUUUGUUUAGAUUUUCAUCUUCAGAGGGAGGAAGCACCUGAUAAAUUCCAUAGCAGGCUUCAUAACAAAGGAGUUUACUUUAGAGCAGGUAUAAAGAAAAUGGUCAAAGGCUACUCGCGGACAUUUACUCAAGAGGUCGAAAUAGAGAUUGAUGGCAAAAAACUUGACUUACCAACACUAGAAGGAAUUGUAAUUCUGAACAUAGGCAGUUGGGGAGCAGGCACAGAUGCAUGGGGACCAGACAAAGAAGAUGGUCAUUCCCCAGCUUGUCACUGUGACGGUCUUGUCGAGGUGGUUGGACUUCAGGGAGUAAUGCACCUAGGUCAAAUUCAAAGUGGAAUCAGGACUGGUAUUCGGCUAGCACAGGGAGCCCAGAUCAACAUCAAAUUAAAAUCAGAGAUGCCCGUACAAAUAGAUGGUGAACCUUGGAUGCAGCCUCCUGGAAAUGUGAUUGUACGGCCCAUACUAACACAGGCGCUGAUGCUAUCGAAGAGGAAGGUUAAAAUAAAAAACAAAAGAAGACCCACAAGUUCGUCUCGCCCUCCUGCAAGCCCCAGCGCAACAAGAACUAUUUUUUAUGACGAUUAAACACUUACCCCGGGCUUAUGGCAGCUUAAUUAGAAACCAUACUGGAUAUUUUUUUCCAGCUCUGAUUUAUACUUAACUUGGUAAUCUUGUAAAGUUUCAUCUAGUUAAGUAUUGCUUUAGCCGAGAAAAUGUAAUUCGAAAUUGUAAAGGAAAUUACUGUCAUUUGUAUCGCUUUGGGUAUACGCUGUAUUGUAAACAGUGCAGACUAAAAUUCCAUCUUUAUAGUGCGUUAAAUUGAACCAAUUGUGAAACUCUACCAGCACGAAAUGCAUGCUGGUUGAGAAAUCACACGAACAUCACGUGCUCGUCAUAUAGGCUGAAACAAGGAGAGCGGCUCAGUCCUCACCAUUCGAACCUCUUCAGUGUACAUUACCAUUCGUGCUAUUGGAGUCAAUUUCUAACACCGGCCAUGAUUUGUUUAUCGAAGUGGUAUAUAAUGAUUCUGAACUAGUCUCGGCCACAUUCUGUCUUUCCCCGUUCCGCCCGUAAAUGCGCAAAGGCGUUGUAGUAGACGCUACGCGCUAACGAACCAAACUCGUAACCUGGUAUUCCAUAGUCGUAUGUAGGAAAAAAAGGGUGGCGCGAGA
Molecule: messenger RNA, 3439 nt
Organism: Pocillopora verrucosa
Lineage: Eukaryota; Metazoa; Cnidaria; Anthozoa; Scleractinia; Pocilloporidae
Source: RefSeq, a predicted model, not a curated record